Messenger RNA from Amoebophrya sp. A120, 4163 nucleotides. The record is from the annotation of a GenBank genome assembly. NCBI's taxonomy places the organism in Eukaryota, Dinophyceae, Syndiniales, Amoebophryaceae.
GACUUUCUCCCAUAUUUAUCUUCCCGCUUCUCCUGCAUAAACACUGUCAGCACUUUUGUAAGUAGGCUGUUCCGUAAUGCAUCUCCUCUUUAACUUUCGACGUUUGCCUUAAGUUUCGUGAACUUUGCAAUCGCUGUGGAAAAUCGAUCUGCUAAAGUUUUAUCAUGGCUGGCGAUAAGGGCAGCGCCCCUGCUACUCCGCGGGGCAGCAAGCUGAGACCAUAUGAAGAACAGCUUCUCUCUCAACUCUACGACUCCAUUCCUCGCGAAGUUGAGUCGUGUGAGCACGGCAGUGCAUCAGACAUGAAAAAGCUCACCAACGCGAACCUGCUUUGGAAGCUCGGCUACCUUCGCGUGAUGACCGACAAAGAUUCGAGGCUAGCCAUCUACUUACCUGACAGCAUCGCAGCCCUCCCGGUAGAUCUGAGCGUUGCGGCGUUGUUAAUUCUUGCAGACAAAGCGGUACAAGAUGCGUCGAGUUCUCUGGCGCCAGCGUCUCCGUCUUUGCUUCAGCUCUUGUUAACGAGCGGCGAACCCGGGACAGAUCUGAACGCAAAACUGACGGAGCAACAGCGCUGGAGCAUGACUCUGAUCCUCUUAGCCAGGUUUUUCCUCGAGCGCCUUCAGAUGAGCGGGGAUAGUAGUGCGUCCAGCUGCUCUCCGAAUAACCUCAACGACGGACAAACAUCCUUUGCGCGCAUCUGGCAACAGCACCCCUUUCAAAAGAGCGCUUUCGAAGCGAAGGUAGCUGUUGCGUGUGCGCUGAUUUUUGCAGAAAUGGAAAUCGAAAUUCCGGUGACGGAAACAAGCAAAAAUCAAUCCUUGGCAAGCUCCCCGACAAAGCCGACUGUAGCUUCACCACGCAACAGCCCGAACGCUAAAGUGGACACGUUUUCUGGGUACGCAAACGGGAUUUGGACUGGGCUUGUGAGUGGACUUGGGGGACUUGUGGGGAGUGACUACAUCCCGACACACGAGGACAGUGCGGCUUUUCAGGAAAAGGAAUUCUUACUGCGCGUGCCUAGUGACAUGCUUGCUGUUGGUUCGACUAAGGUUGGAAGAAGUGCCUCUAAGGAUAGAAAUCAAACGGCCGCGGCAGAUCCUGACCUAGCUGCGCUUCUGAAGCAGUUGUUGGUCGAGAACAUCAUGAAACCACUUUCGAAUCCGAAUCUGAAAGUUCGGCACGACUGCAAUUUUCGCUUCAUGGCUGACAAUGCCGGAAUCAAUCCGGUGGAACGAUUUUUCUACUUCACGACCACCCCGGAAAAAAAGUUUUUUCCUGCGUUCGCAGAAAAGUUGACCUGCGCUCAGCUGAAGUACGUCGUUGCCACCUGGUGCGCCGGCCCGGAGUUUUCCUGGGCCCGGGAAAAUGUUCCGCCUAACUUCUUCCAGAAAGUAGACACGACAAAGCAGAAGUGUCGGUUUCAGCCGGCCAAGGACCAUGUGGACAAAGACUCAAAGAAUUGGAUCGGCGAGGCUACGUACAAGAUGUGCGAGUACCGAGCGGACAACCGAGAGGGGAAAAACAUUCACGUCAGCUGGGCGGCUUUCUACCACAAUCGCCCCGUCACCUUACAGAACAUGUGCGAAACGGGUGGUGUGUGCGGUACCGUCUCCCGGGUAGGCACCGGAUUAGCGCAAUCCUUCGGCGUGCCUGCAGUUUGCGUGGCGCAGCCAGGCCACUGCGCUUUUUUGGCGCUCAAGGAAGCUACUAGUUUAGGCACUGCCGUAGCAUCAGCAGGAUCUACUUCCAACAGCAAAUUCUUUUGGUGUUUGCGGAACGGGAACUCGAGCCGCUUGGAAACAACCCGCCACGACAACGCGCACCUGACUUGGCGCGAGCAAACCGGAGGGCGGUCGAAGCAGUGCACCGUGGUUGCUUUGGUUUUACCCAAGCUGAACAACCGACCACGAGACGAUGUCGCGCCGUGGCGUAUGCAGGUGCUGGACUGGUGCGUGGCGACGCCCGAUGCGUACUUGCAAAGCGAGAAUUGCCGUGCCCUGGCGCUUUGGAGCCUGAAGACAGGUUUCGAGAUAAUGUUGGGAAACAGUGGCAGUUCCAUCAAAUUGCAAUUUCGCACAAAUUCGAACCGCCGGCCCUACCCGCUGAACAAGAAGAGGGCAACGUUGGAAAAAGUGUUCGACGCCGUGAUACGAAGUGUGCUUCUCUGCCCUGCAAACUACUACGCUUGGCUCCUGUACGCCGAAUUCUUCACGCGCAUACUGCCCGCCAUCGACUCCGAGGAAAGCCUGCACUUCGGCCAGAAACUUUACGAUCGCUACUACAAGCCACAACUCGCCGCGAUGCAGGAGUUGCAGCGAGAAAAACGAGGCCAAGAAUCCGGGGCUGCUCUGGACUUCUUGCAAAGCACCGACUUUGCCUCUGGCGUCUGCUUCAAGGACUACAGUACGUCGUCCAAGACAAAAAUCGACGCGGCGAGGACGCGUGGCAAACCUCUCGACCUUUUCGACGGCACCGAUUCUGAGUUUAUGACGAUGGACAACAGUUGCUCUUUGCUCUUCACCUUCAAGCAGGGGUGGAAGUUUUCCUGUAGCGGAAUUGCCAUCAAGUGGUGGGGGUUUUCCCGUGCACGGGACUGGACACUGUCCGUAGCUGGGAUGGUGUCGAAUAAGGACAACGCUCCGGUAACGCCGAGAGAUCCGGAUUUCAUCCCGAUCGCCUCGUCGGCGAGCGCCACGCUGAUCGAUGAAACCAGAAACCAGUGCAACGAGUGGUCAGUCGUGGAAAAUGUAGACUUUCGUGUUUUGGACAGCGUUCUACCUCCGUCCGGAGUGUGGUUCCUGCGGCUCGACAUGAAGGACGGGAAAAAGGAUCCGUGGAAUAUGAACAUGCUGCUUGGCCUGCGAAAGAUCAAAAUUUCCGGCUACCCAGCCGCAAAGGCGCAACUGGGGUUCGCGCACAUGCCACGGUGGUUCUGCGAGAACACCCUUGACAACAUGUAUCGCUCGCUCGAAAGAGAGGAUCAAAGCUUCAGUCCCCCCGCUCGGUCCGGUACUACUGCGACGAGCAAUCAGUCAAUACGUGGGCAGCUGAUGCAAGAGAGCUCAGCGCGGUUACAGUCCUACGCAGAAGACUUUCGAGCGUUCAAGAAUCGCGUACUCAUAGAACUAUCGCAGCCCGAGUAAGAACUAAGACGGUAGGGGAAGUGGCGCAAGGGCAGCUGUCGAUGUCGUUGCAGAUCGGCUUUUCGUCGGAUGAUCGGAAGAGAAAUACGAUCGUAUUUAUUUUGAUGGUAAUCGUCGUCGUGCCUCGUUGCUGCAGUCGCAAUCGCGUUGAAGAUUCUCGUGGUAGUCGUUUUGGAUUUUGGUGAUCGGGAGUUGUCAUCGGCGUACUACCGAUCGAACUGAUUGUACUCGUCACAACCAGAUGCGAAAUUAUCGUAGCAACGGUACAAAGAAAGCGACUGCGGCAGAUGGCCUGAUAAUUCGUCCCUCGAAUUGGAAUUUAGUUUGGGAAACAAGAUCAUGACGACUACACUCUUCCUUACCAGUGCGCAGCAGGGCCACCAGCACAUAUGACCACAAUGUCGCUGAAGACGUCGUUUUUUCUGAACUGCGACUCCGCGUACCAGAUUCGAGAUUUCAUCACUGCAACCAAAUACGCACUCCCCCCGCCACUGGAGCCGGAGUGUCCGUACUUGCAGCGCCGGUUCGAUAUUCAACGGCGUGACGUGCCGCAGUUGCCCGAAAAUUGUGUGGAAAAAACCUACCUUUACAAGACCGCCACCGGGAAGUGGCACAAGUGCUGCACGGAGGUAUCGUUGCGCUUUUAGAGCGGUAGAUUGAUGACGAGCAUGCGCAUUUGUCACUGAGUUUGUUCCUUUUUGGUCUUGCUGCUUCACCAAACGCAAACGAAAAAAAGUUUACAGUGUGCGCACAUUUAUUUCGAGCUGAACUUAGUCUGACUCGUCCAUUUUGACUUUCAGGUGCUAGGCCUCUCCGGUCUCGUGGACACGCGGGCACACAUGGUUUGUCAGCAGAUCGAAGCUAUCGGCACUGGGGUACGGAUUCCCAACACGGCUCUAUCCCGCGACGCAAGGUGGCAGUGCUUUCGUACUCGGCCGCCAAACAGGACAACACUCGGAUACACGGAGGACCCCAGCUGUUUCUGCCCCGAGGGCCGCAAUGGCAGCUGUUGGUGUC